AUUUUCUUCCUUAAAAUGAAGAUUCUUCUUCUCGUAAUGCUUCUCUGCUACUCCUUCGCCUUCUCUUCCGGAGAUACGACUAUUCACACCAACAAUUGGGCUGUCUUGGUCUGCACCUCUCGCUUCUGGUUCAACUACCGGCACAUGGCCAAUACACUGUCCCUGUAUAGGACAGUCAAGAGACUUGGAAUACCAGACGAAAGGAUCAUUCUGAUGCUGGCUGAUGAUAUGGCCUGUAAUGCCAGAAAUGAAUAUCCUGCUCAAGUUUUUAACAAUGAAAACCACAAACUUAACCUCUACGGAGAUAACGUUGAGGUAGAUUAUCGUGGGUAUGAGGUAACAGUCGAAAAUUUCUUGCGGGUUUUGACUGGGCGUCAUGAGAAUGCUGUUCCAAGGUCAAAGCGUCUCCUCAGUGAUGAGGGUAGCCACAUUCUACUCUACAUGACCGGGCAUGGAGGUGAUGAAUUUCUCAAGUUUCAGGAUGCGGAAGAGCUCCAGAGUCACGAUUUAGCAGAUGCUGUCAAACAAAUGAAAGAGAAGCGCAGAUUCAAGGAGCUGAUGAUAAUGGUUGAUACUUGCCAAGCUGCCACUCUCUUUAACCAGCUUCAAUCACCUGGUGUUUUGGCUAUUGGUAGCAGUCUUAAAGGAGAAAACUCAUAUUCUCAUCACCUGGACUCAGACGUAAGUGCUCUUUACUAUUUCAUGAAUGGAAUGUACAUUACGAUUGGUGUGUCUGUUGUAGAUCGGUUUACAUAUUACACGCUUGCGUUCUUUGAGAGGCUCGAUAUCUAUGACAAUGCAUCACUUAACAGGUCCUACGAUCCGAGACAGCUAAUGUCUACUGCCUAUUACCGUACGGAUCUUUACCAGCCACAUCUGGCAGAGGUACCGGUCACAAAUUUCUUUGGUUCAGUUAUGGAGACAAUUCAUACUGAUUCAGCUUACGAAGCCUUCUCAAGUAGAAUCUCCAAUAGUAAGAUCAAUGCCGACAUGCCACUCGAUCAACAUCCCGAGCACGAUCUGAAAGAAAAUCUUCAGAAUGCAAACAACCCAAACGAUGAUUUGAAAAACGAGAAGCAAAAAUGCCCAUAUACACAAAUGCGGGCAGACCUCCAGGAGAAACUGGAGAAGCUUGAAAAUGUCGAUACAAUGGUUAACCUCAGCAUAGCGGUGAUGGUUCUCGUUGUAAUUGUGUCAUCAUCCUUGUUAUGA
Thlaspi arvense is the source of this 1212-nucleotide messenger RNA. Lineage: Eukaryota; Viridiplantae; Streptophyta; Magnoliopsida; Brassicales; Brassicaceae. The record is from the annotation of a GenBank genome assembly.